This is a messenger RNA of Trichophyton rubrum CBS 118892, 189 nucleotides long. RefSeq lists its product as uncharacterized. The transcript has a single exon. The record is from RefSeq and is a predicted model, not a curated record. The coding region runs from base 1 to 189 and encodes 62 amino acids. Lineage: Eukaryota; Fungi; Ascomycota; Eurotiomycetes; Onygenales; Arthrodermataceae.
AUGCCAGGCGAGGUUAUCGACCGACCAAACCCGAGGCCUCCCCCGUCCCAGCUACCGGACUCGGUGGACGAGCUCAGGGUUCAACUUCAAACAGUCAAGCUGGACGAUGGGGUCCGUCGUUCGUUGGAGAAAUUCCGUCGAGCUACGGACUACAUUGCUGCGGGUGGGUUUUCAAUCCCAGCUUGUUAG